UGCGUGGUGACGUGUCAGGCUUCCUGUCCUACCACCCCAACGUCCCAUUAAUGUCGCUCCACCACUUCGACAUGGCGGAUCCGAUUUUCCCGUUCACGGACCGGGCCGAGUCGGCGCGGCGGUUAAUGGAACCAGCAAAUUUCGACCAGACGAGAAUUCUUCAGCAGGCGAUAUGCUACGAUCGGCGAUUGCGGUGGUCGUUCUCCGUCUCCUGGGGAUAUUCCGCUCAGAUCUACGAGCGGAUAAUGCCGCGGAGCCAAUUGCAGAAUCCGAUCGAGACGUUCGUGAAGUGGCGGGAGACCAAUACGCCGCCGUUUUGGAUGUUCGACGUGCGCCGCCGCUCCGGCGACCCCUGCGAGGCGCCGCAUUUCUUUUUCUUUAAGAAGGUGGAGAAGUUGGCGCCGCCAAGGGAGGAGAUUGUGACGACGUAUCACCGGUCGUGGGACCGGGGAAUGGGGCCGUGUUCGGCUGAAGGGAACCGGUCGGCCGAUCAGAUUAAUAGGAUUCAGGUGUUCUCUCCGGCGGAAAGGCGGUUACGGAAUGAUAGAAGUGAAUGCUGUAGCAUCGUACGAGUGAGCAAAACCCGUGCGACGAUAAAGUUAAGGAGUUGCGAGGUAAACGAGGUGAUUGCUUGAGGAGCCAAGGCAAUAUAUUUACACACGUACUAUAAGUUUGCUUAAUCUUGUAUACUCCAAAAAUUGUCUUAUUAUGAGAGUUAAAUAUGAUUAAUUAAAUUACAUUUUAUAGAAAAGAUAGAUGGUUAAUCAAGUCUUGUGAUUCACUAGUGUACUACA
This is a messenger RNA of Ipomoea triloba (trilobed morning glory), 794 nucleotides long. RefSeq lists its product as uncharacterized. The coding region runs from base 51 to 635 and encodes 194 amino acids. The transcript is spliced from 2 exons. NCBI's taxonomy places the organism in Eukaryota, Viridiplantae, Streptophyta, Magnoliopsida, Solanales, Convolvulaceae. Gene Ontology annotation, molecular function: acetylglucosaminyltransferase activity. The record is from RefSeq and is a predicted model, not a curated record.